Molecule: messenger RNA, 1461 nt
Organism: Portunus trituberculatus (swimming crab)
Lineage: Eukaryota; Metazoa; Arthropoda; Malacostraca; Decapoda; Portunidae
Exons: 3
Coding region: 19-555 (178 amino acids)
Biological process (GO): regulation of synaptic transmission, cholinergic; sleep; positive regulation of voltage-gated potassium channel activity
Source: RefSeq, a predicted model, not a curated record
UAUUACUUUCAAUUUUGCAUGAACGGUCUCUGCGGGAACGCCCUUGACUCACACAAGUUCACAACAAAACAGCGACCAAAAGGAAACACUGCCAAAAUGUCCAUCCUCCGGGCGUCCCUGCUCCUGGUGGUGAUGCAGAACCUGGUGGCGAGAAGUGGAGCCAUCAAAUGCUACCAAUGCUCUACUGAUGAAGACCCAGAAGGCAAGGAUCUGUGUGGGGCAUACGAGAGCUUUGACGAGUCAGCACACAUUCCUGUUGACUGUCUGCAGGAAGAGUCAGUCACCCCUGGCACCUUCUGUGUGAAGAUUACCAAGCAAUCACCACGCAUGUUUAUCUGGGAUGGACGAUGGCGGACAGUGAUACGUCGCUGCUCAUCAGUGUCAGAAACAGGUGUGACCAACAUGUGCAACUGGGGACUGGAUGCUAACAGUGUGUACUGGGAGGAAUGCUACUGCACCUCUGAUGGCUGCAACGGCUCCUCCUCCAUCACCUGCAGUGGCACGGUGGUGGUGGUGCUGCUGCUUGUCUCCCUCGGGUACCUUGGUCGUCACUGACACUCCUGAUUGCUGCACAGUGUACAAACUUCAGAUUUUACUGCAGCUCAUUGUCUUUAAUUUUGUAUUGUUGUACUGAGCUAGCUUAGUGUAGCUCUCCGUAUUAUUAGUAAAUAUUGAUUUCCCAAUACAUACUUGUUGUAUCUGGUUAAAAUACUAAAUAAUAAGUUAAAAUUUUAUCUUUCUGCUAUGCAAUUUAUAGUUCAUGAGAAUAAUAUUUUUCAUAUCAAGUAAGGUGAUAGAAUCUGUUAUUAAAAUGUAUCCAACCAAAUGACAAGAAUGUGGAAAAAUAAUCUAUCUCAGAGUUAAGUUUUUAAGAAAACUUCCUUUCUUCUCUAAGUUAUAUAUGUGACAUAUUUGACUUUACAACCACAAUCUACUUGUCUUCCAAGUAGUUGUGGCUAUUAGUGGAAGUGAUAUAUUUGGAAUUCUGAAUACUGCAAAAUCAAAAUUAUAUGCACUCGUGGCAGCAUGAUCACUACACUGUAUCACUGACAUCAUUUUGAUGGCUCAUUAUGGCAGUCUUAUGUACUUGUCCUUUGAUCUCAUGCUAACUAGGAGAGAUGGCAUCUUGCUAAUGUGAGAACAUUGUGUUAUGUCAAAAGCAAGUUAUGCUUCCUUUUAUGUGCAUUACAAAAUGUUUCCAUCAAAAUGGCAGCUCAUUGAUUGUGCAGUCAUUUUAGUAUUAGGACUGACAUUUAUGAUGUCCAGGAUUUUUUAUGUAGUAUUUUAUUUACACAUUUCAUGCAACAUCUGCUCAACUGAAACUGUCCAUAAUGAGGGAUAACCAUAAGCAGUAUAAGUACCAGUGGUACCUUAGGAGGAAUCUUCUGGGUGAAACAAGCCAUUGCAUAACAUGAAUUUCCACUACAUAGCUACACUGAAAGCUAUAUAUAUAUAUAUAUA